GAUUUGCGGCAUCGCAUUUUUAUUUCAAUUGUAUUUUAUGUUAAAAGAGAUAAGAAAUUAUAACGCUUACGGGUUUAAUAAUUAAGCGUUUAACGCUAUGUAUCAUCGAUUUGGAUGCGGAACUAAACGCGCAUACAUUGCAUCAUUAUAUUCCAGAACUCUUAGAGAUAAUUUACCUUUCAAUAAUAUAUAAAACCGUUUCUAUGUCACUUUUUCAAUUAAAAAGUUGAGACAAAAAGAAAACCUUCAUGCUUGGAAGUGACAUUGAUCUGAAAUUCCGUGGAAAGAAAUUUCGAAUAACGAUUGGGUUUCGACAUUCUACGUUUUUUUCAAUCUUGCGUGAAAACAAAUUUUCGUAUUUAAUUUUAUUUAUUUAUAUAACAAAUUGAACGAGCUAAUUAUAAUUUUUUUUUAUUUAUAUUGUAAUUCAAUAUUAUACGGUAUAUAAGAAUAAUUUCUUAAUUUAAUUAAAUCGAAUUUAUACAUCUCUAUGAUGUAAUUUUGAAAAGUUCUCUGUCUGCUUUCGAUCGAGAUUAUCGAUACUUGAAAUACCAUCUAGUAUAGAAUAAUUCGAAUUAACAUUGUACAUGCAUUUCUGAUAACUGAUCGAUUUUGACGAAUUGCUGGAGUGAUAUUUCAGUGAUCUGUAAUUUUUAAUAUAUGUGUUAUAUCAUUUAAAAAAAAAAAUAUUUGAUGUUAAAAAUUAAUCGGAAUGAUAAAGUUUUUCAACAAUUUUAUUAAAAAUUAAAAGAUCAUUAUCAAGGAUAAAAAUUUAUAAUUGCAGCAACGAAUGGUUAAUGAAACAAUAGUUCUCACCUUAAUAAUUAGAUGUCACUGUGAUCAAGGGAAGACAUUUUUGCUGAUAAAACCAAUUCUCAUUCUGAUAUAUUCUUAGAUAUUACUCCAAAAUUAUCAAUGAUAGUGAUUUUAUUUUUAUUUUUAAUGAACCGAUUUACAAGUUCGUUCAAAGAAUCGAUUCAUUAAAAAAUCAUAUUCAAAAGAUUGUAUCUACCGUGAAUUGAUUCAUUAUCGAAAAUAAUUUAUAAUACAGUUUUUAAUAUUUUAUCUAUUAUAGCAAAAAAAAGAUUUUUAAAUGAGAAAUGACAUUUAAAUAAAUUUAGUGAUCUAACCUAGAAAUGACUAUUUGUGGAAAUAUUAUAUAUAUAUAUAUAUAUAAAGUUUAUUAAUACUUACUAUACAUAUCAUUUGGAAUGUCAGAUAUAACUAUUGUUCAAAUAUUAAAUGAAAUUGAUCAGAUACAGUAUAUCUUAUAUACCGAAUGGAAAAGUACAUGUUUUAAGAUCAUGUUAUUUAAAUCAUCUGCAGUUCCAUUAACGGGAGAGAUGCCCGAAAAUGAUAUAAAUUAUUAUUCGCAAGAACAUUCAAAGUCAUUUAAUGAAUAUUUGAAAGAAACCAAAGAUAUAUUUUCUGGUAAGAAUACAGAUAUACAAUAUUUCUUUCAAGAUAAUAAAUUUGAAUGGAGAAGAAAUAAACGAUGGAUUUUAGGAAAAAUUACAAUAUUUCCCAUUUCCAAUAUUGUUCUUAUAUCUGAAAUUUUAUAUGAUAUAUUGAAACAACAACAACAUUUACAAAAAGUAAUUUCAGAAUUAAGAAAAGAAAAUGAUUUAUUGAAAGAUAACAAUAAAGAAUUAAGCGUUAAUAUAGAGGAAAUGAUCGAAAUGAAAACUAAUAUGGAAAAGGAAUUAUAUAAAAAAUUUAUCUUAAUUUUAAAUGCAAAAAAGAAAAAAAUUAGGGAAUUAGAAGAUAGUUUGAAAAAUACAAAAUAUGAACAAAAGUCACUAUUUGAUGUAUCCACAGAUCAGAGUGAAGAUUCAGAUACGGACGAUAAAAGUGCAAAAAAUAUUGAAUUACACGUAGGAAAACCAAUAUCUUAUAGAUGCAUGAAUAAAAAUAAGGAUUCAGAUAAAAAAAGUAAAAAAUCUUUUUAUGUUCCUCACAAAGGAAGUAAACUUAAUAGUAGAAGUAUUGUAAAUGAAAUGGAAGCAACGACUAGUAGAACAACUGAAAAACAAAAUUAUUUUGAUAGCAUUCGAAAUGAGAAAAUGAAAUCUGUAUCUAGAACAUCAUCAAAGUCAAGUAACGACAGCGAAGAUGAAUUUGAAUUACGAUUGUCAGAGACAUGUACUGACAAACAUAAUUUAGAUUUUACAGAAGAAUUAGAAGAAGAAUUAUUUUCUUAAUGAAAAUUUUUAGUAUUAUACAUAUUAUAUAGUACAUACACUAUUCAUAAUUUAUGUACAAAGAAUGUGCAAUUUAUUUAAUAUUUUUUAUUUAUGAAAUAAUAUUGAUGAAAUCAAUAAUAAAUUUAUUAUAUAAUAUAUCGUAAGAUAGUUAAUAAUAGUUUAGUACAUAAUAUAUAAAUUUGAAACUUGUAAUUUUUUAAUAUUUUACUUGACAAAAAUGUAAAUUGUAUAUUUUUUUAAUCAUAAAUCAUGCAAAAUAAAUAACUGAGAGAUUUAUAUAACUUUUUAUAUAUAAUAUAUGUAUGCAUAUGCUUAUAUGCAACUAAUGCAUUAAAGAGAAAUCAAGAAAGAAAUAAGUAAAAAUUGAAUUACAUGUUGUGAAUCACUAUACAUUGUAUAUUUUAUAAAAUAACUUUAAAAAAGAUAUGUUUACAUUAUAUGAUUAAUAUUAAAUAUAUAUAUGUAUUUUGUUUUAAUUUAUAUUUGGUUGUAUAUGAUAGCUCGGAUAAUGUUGCACAUUCUUGUAAUAUGAAUGACCUCUUGGUUGUCUUAUAUGCUCUUUUCUGAUAUAUACAUUUUUGUGAUUGGUGAGACCAAAGAGAUAAAUAGGAAAAUCUAGCCAUUUAGUUGAUAUCAUUUUCCAAUGAUCUAUAGGACAACAAUUUUCAAAAUGUAGUAUUCCCAUUUUUUGAAAUAAUUCAGUACAUUUAGUUUUUUCACGAAUUGGCCCAGUGGGUAUUUUGUAUAAUAAAAAAUGUGUCCAUGGA
Molecule: messenger RNA, 2971 nt
Organism: Vespa velutina
Lineage: Eukaryota; Metazoa; Arthropoda; Insecta; Hymenoptera; Vespidae
Product: DNA repair protein XRCC4-like
Exons: 2
Coding region: 1212-2201 (329 amino acids)
Biological process (GO): DNA recombination; double-strand break repair via nonhomologous end joining; positive regulation of ligase activity
Cellular component (GO): nucleus; DNA-dependent protein kinase-DNA ligase 4 complex; DNA ligase IV complex
Molecular function (GO): DNA binding
Source: RefSeq, a predicted model, not a curated record